AUGCUUCUUUUUUUUUCAAGUAGUAGCAAAUGUCCCCCCCAAUUGACACAACCCACCUCUUCUUUCUGUUCUGUAUCAAAAAGUUGGAGCGCCAAUAGUGCCUCGCCAAUUAAUCAAGGAAGCCGCGUCCUUGGCUGGAAUGUCCAUACCAGACGACGAGGGUCCUCCCGAGAAGAGUUUGUCGGCUGCAGGCCCGUCGAUUUCCUCUUCUUCUGCAGAGGGGUCGUCGUCUUCCUCGUCUUCGCUAAGCACACCGUCGUCUACUACUGGCGAUGCUGCUGCUGCCUUGGCGACAGCUUCUACCACUACUACCCCUACUACUAGUGCUACGAUGACUGCUGCGCCAAGCAAACCUGAUGUGGUGGCUGCUGCUACGGCAACAACAACGACAACAACAGCAUCGUCCACACCAUCCGCUUAUUCGGCAGCAGCAAUGCCACAAGUCCCAUCCCAUCUAGCAGCCACAUCCAUGCCUUUUGCAAUGCUACAGUCCAUUGAUGACGAUGCGCUCUAUUCGAGUGGCUCGUCGAGCAGUGGUAUCACAGACAUUGAAGGCGGGAUUCAAAAUUGCACACAGACCAUGGACUCGGCAGCACGGUCGGUUCAAGCAAUUGCACAAGACAUUGAAGACCUGCAGGUGAACGUCGAAGCGCUGGCGGGCGAUCUAGGUAUCAAUCCAGGCCAGCUGAUGGGCGAUUUCAGUGGCUACUAUGACCGGUUUGCAGACGAUUACAGUCGUCUGAUUGAAUCGGCUUCGCACCACGAUCGAAAACAACUCUUUGAACUGGCAAACAACCGGAAUCACAAUAAUCAUAAUCAUAAUCAUAAUAAUAAUGGUGUAAGUACUUGUUUAAGGAAUACUGUUGCUGCUCGUGGCGGCGCCGCUUCGGUGGCGAAAAACAACAGCAACAACAACGAUACAAGUUCUUUUACAUGGGGUACUGACGCAUCAUCCUACGCCUACAAUUUGGCGUUCUCUUUCUUUCAGCAGCAAUUCUUACAUAACUACAACAACAACACCAUUGCUGCUCGUCGAGCCUCAUCUGCGGCGAGUUGUGCACAUCGUGUGCCUUCUCCUGUAUUAAGAUCAAGUGUUGAAUCGUCCUUUUGCACAACCACUACACCCACUGUGCCUCAUCAACCUCAUCCAGCCAUAGUGGAUCAACAGCAACAACAUCCUGCAUUGUUUCCUGUGCCUGUGCCUGUUCCUGUUGCCAUGAUGCCUGGUCAACAGUUACAACAACAUCAACAGCAGUCAAUGUCGGCUGCAGAGACAGCAGCAGUAGCAGCAGCAGCAGCACAAUUUCAAGCACAGCAGGUAGCGGCGGCUCAACAGUUUCCGGUGCUUCCGGAAGAAUACAUGGCGCUACUGACGGCUCAAGCACAACAAACAUACGCAGGCAUGGCAGCAGCAGCAGCAGCGGCAAACAACAACAACAACAACAAUGCUGGUGCUACUGCUCAUGGUGCAGCAGGAGCAGUUCCACAACCACCGACAACGGAAAUGCCAAGCAGCAAGGGAUAUGCCGAUUCAAGGAAGAUCUAAGUCGCUCGCCUUCUCUUGUGUCUCUAUCCUUUUCUUUUUUUUGUUUGUUUUUUUAUAUAUAAACCCCCCCCCCCACCAUCAAUGAUAUCCCGCCUUACAUCAGCAACAUAUCAUCCAUCAUCCCAUCCCACCUUAUUAC
Messenger RNA from Zychaea mexicana, 1685 nucleotides. RefSeq lists its product as uncharacterized. The record is from RefSeq and is a predicted model, not a curated record. The coding region runs from base 140 to 1546 and encodes 468 amino acids. Lineage: Eukaryota; Fungi; Mucoromycota; Mucoromycetes; Mucorales; Lichtheimiaceae. The transcript is spliced from 3 exons.